Messenger RNA from Drosophila obscura, 1200 nucleotides. RefSeq lists its product as uncharacterized. Lineage: Eukaryota; Metazoa; Arthropoda; Insecta; Diptera; Drosophilidae. The transcript is spliced from 4 exons. Bases 150 to 1013 code for a protein of 287 amino acids. The record is from RefSeq and is a predicted model, not a curated record.
AAAAAUCCAGGCCUACGUUGUCGGCCCAAAGUGCUGUAAGCCCCCCCACCCGGUUCUAGUUUAAUUAGCGCACUUCUCUCGUCUGGCGCUAAUUUUGUGGGACAGGCGCAGGCUGGUCCGCCGAUCAGUAGACUUUUGGUUACGUCGGCAUGAGGUGCGUUACCUUGGCAUUACUUUGUAUUCUCCAUGCCGUCUGUGGGGUGGCGGCGGCGGCACUGGAAAAUCAAACCCAACUGUGCGGCAAAUCCCCAAAGGAUGUGCUACUGACGCGUCGUGUGCGAGGUCUGGUCUUUCCGGACAAAGCCUCGCUACUGCUGACGGCUGCCCUAACCAAGAUCAUUGUGGGCGGCAGACCCAGUGGCCUGCAGUAUAGUCUGGAGUUUGAUAUGUAUGUCCCAUUGCCGGACACAAUCGAGGGUUGGCAGCCAAAGAUUCUGAAAAACUACAAACAUAAACCAGCCACAAACCGACGUUGGGAUUGGUACGCCUAUCGAAGACCAAAUAAAUAUCCGCAUACGAGUGUACAGCACAUACCGAUACAUAGCGAAGGGUAUGGAAGAGUACCAUAUUACAGGCCGAAACUCGAUGCGAAUUCAUUUUAUAAAACUCCCUGGCACUUGUCCACUACGACACCAUGGAAGAUCCAUAGACAGGCGCCGGUUGAUGAGGAGGCUUACGAGUCCUGGUCGCAUGUGCCCAGCUGGAAGUGGAAUCGCGCCUAUAGGGAGCGCAGAGCGAUAUUCGAUCAACUUGAGGCCAUGGGAAAAGUCUUCCAGUUGGACAUUAGAAGCUGCAUAAAACGGGCCAUGUGUGAGCUGAGAUCGCGGCUUAAAGGAGGCUUCCUAAUGGAGGAUCUAGUGCGGAUUAUACUCACUGUGCCCGAAGAGGUGACUGAUGACAAGUACAGACAUCGCACGUCUGUCCGGGACUGUGUCCGCUUCUAUGCCCUAAGCUGCCCGUAUCACGUUUUGGACUUCCUCACACAGAACACCAAGAAAUAUCGAACCCAGUAGUCUGUGUAACAAAUCCCAGUGGAGUGUCAUUGUGGCCGGGUAAUGCAGCGCGUCAGCUCAGUACAGUAUCCAGACCGAUCCGGCAAACACAUAUAAUAUAUAUUUUGCUUAUCAAAAUUUUCUAAAUUUAGUCCGUACAAAAACUGUUGACAUUAAAAUUGAUCUAAGCCAAAAAAAAAAAAAAAAA